Messenger RNA from Aspergillus clavatus NRRL 1, 2022 nucleotides. Its product is annotated as F-box/WD repeat-containing protein. The record is from RefSeq and is a predicted model, not a curated record. Bases 1 to 2022 code for a protein of 673 amino acids. Gene Ontology annotation, molecular function: protein binding. The transcript has 2 exons. NCBI's taxonomy places the organism in Eukaryota, Fungi, Ascomycota, Eurotiomycetes, Eurotiales, Aspergillaceae.
AUGACUCGAGAUUCGGCUGCUGUUCGUCCCCCAUUUUCUCGCAAAGGUCGUCCUCGCACUGCUACAUUGUCGACAGCACAUCCCUUCACUUUGGAACAUGAGGUUUGGAAUAAACCCUCCUGCACCGAUGCGGACCAGAACGGCGAUGGACAAGUCGUGGAGGAGAUAAGUCAUUUUCCAGAACCUACCCCCAGACGCCGGGCUGCGAAGAGUUUCUCCAAUCUGCGUCAUCCUAUGGAGGGCCUGCGUGCUCUGGGUCGUCGUCUGUCGGUGACCAUACGUCACAAGCCGUCCAGACACCCCCCAAGCCCAGUCACUCCAGAGGGCGAACUGCAGCUGGCCGAUGAUUCCCAACUUGCAGGCGGUAUUGGGGAGGCUCGAUCAAGACAUGCCUGGAGCAAGGGUCACAAUCGCCGCCCUUCGCUGCCCUGUGUACCUGCAUCCCGGGCCUUCCAAACACCCACCGCACCCGUUCCACCCAUCCCCAGUCGCGCCUUAGGGCCUCCAGCUCUUCCGAACAAUAUCUACGCAGGAGCAGCCGCUCGGGCCGCGGCCGCGGCGCAGAAUGAGCUAGCGAAGGCGGAACGAGACUUCAUGAUGUCGUUCAAUACCAAACUCACCCGUGACUCGGAGAGCGGCAUUGAAAUCGACUUGCGUGAUCGCUCGGAGCUUUCCGAGAUAGAUCUAGCCUUCGUUCGCAUCGAUCCUGUGACCCACCUGCCACCUGAGAUCAUGUCACAGGUUCUCGCGUAUCUUGAUCCCGAGUCUCUGAUGCAGGCUGAAUUGGUUUCUCGUGCCUGGAGUGAGCAGGCAUCCUCCCGGCACAUUUGGAGGCAGGUGUUCCGCCAUGCGCUUGGCCAUCGCCGCCCUAAUGGAGUUCCAUCGAGGAAGAGCCAGUCGGCUGGAUUAGGAAAAUCGACUCCGGAUCAAGAUUGGAAGAGGAUGUACCUUGUCCGUCGUGCCCUUGAUCAUCGAUGGAAGCAGGGGAAAGCCGCUGCAAUUUACUUGCACGGACACACCGACAGCGUCUACUGUGUCCAGUUUGAUGAGGAAAAAAUCAUUACCGGCUCCCGCGAUCGAACAAUUCGAGUCUGGGAUGCUCAUUAUCCCUGGCCGUGCCGCAAGAUCAUCGGCCCUCCUCCCGGCGACGUCUCGAGUAUCGGGCAAGUCAACAAUCCAGCUCAGCAGUCUUCUGGCAAACCGCCUUUUCUCACCAUCUGCCCGCCCCCUACUCUUUCCGCGGGUAUCGUUGCCCCCAUCGACCAGAGCGCCGACUACCAUAGUGCCUCCAUUCUUUGUCUUCAGUUCGACGAGGAAAUCAUGGUUACUGGGUCCUCUGAUUUCACCUGCAUCGUGUGGGACAUCAAGAACGAUUACAAGCCGAUUCGCCGUCUGCAAGGCCACAGAGCAGGAGUCCUGGACGUCUGCUUCGACGAUCGAUACAUUGUGUCCUGUUCCAAGGAUACUACAAUUUGUGUCUGGGACCGGCACACCGGAGCCUUGGUGAGGGAGCUCCUCGGCCACCGAGGACCUGUGAAUGCAGUUCAGCUCCGCGGCGAUCUGGUUGUUUCCGCUAGCGGAGAUGGGGUUGCUAAACUCUGGAACAUCACAUCAGGUCUCUGUGUGAAGGAAUUCCCCAGUAAGGAUCGUGGCUUGGCGUGCGUUGAGUUCAGUGAUGAUGCGCGGACUAUUCUCACCGGUGGUAACGAUCAAGCCAUCUACCAGUUUGAUGCCAACACCGCCGAAAUGGUUCGCGAGCUCAAGGGCCAUGCGGGGCUUGUCCGCUCUCUUCAUCUGGACAGCACCAACCAACGAAUUGUCAGCGGCAGCUAUGACAUGAGUGUCAAGGUGUUCGACGCUGAAACCGGAGAGCUGUCAAUUGACCUGCCUGGCUGGACUACCAGCUGGAUGUUGAGCGUCAAAUCGGACUAUCGCCGCAUCGUCGCCACUAGUCAGGAUUCUCGCGCUGUCAUCAUGGACUUUGGCUAUGGAUUGGACGGUAUCGAGCUGUUGGAGGAAUGA